Striga hermonthica is the source of this 3780-nucleotide messenger RNA. The record is from the annotation of a GenBank genome assembly. Lineage: Eukaryota; Viridiplantae; Streptophyta; Magnoliopsida; Lamiales; Orobanchaceae.
AUGGCACAGAACUUGAGAUCGAGCAGGUCGUCAUUUGGCUCUAGCAAUGGAUUUGAAGCCCCUUCAAACAGCUCCUUGUCCAUAUCGAACGCGGAAGAUUAUGAUUCCGAUGGUUCUAACUUUGCCCCGCCUACGCCGAAUACUCUGUCUUCAGUUAUGCCGCCCGAACUUGCUGGUGCUAUACCAUUGAUUGACAAGAUCCAGGUAGAGGGGUUUUUGAGGGCUAUGCAGAAGCAGAUACACUCGGCCGGUAGGCGUAGUUUCUUCUCUAAAAAGACAAUGGGCACUCAAGUUAGACAGAAGUUUAAUUUUGAGGACAUGUUGUGCUUCCAGAAGGAUCCUAUUCCGACCUCAUUGCUGAAGGUGAGUAGUGAUCUCGUUAGCAGAGCGGUUAAAUUGUUUCAGGUUAUCCUAAAGUAUAUGGAGGUUGAUUCUUCCGAACGAGUCACUCCGGCUAGCUUAGAUGAACGCAUUGAGCUUAUCAGCAAACUAUACAAGCAUUCUUUGAAGCGCUCAGAACUCCGGGAUGAGCUUUUUAUGCAAAUCUCGAAGCAGACAAGAAAUAAUCCCGACAAGCGCUCAUUGAUUAAGGCAUGGGAACUUAUGUAUUUAAGUGCGUCCUGCAUGCCUCCUGGAAAGGAAAUUGGUGCCUAUUUGUCCGAAUAUGUGCAUACUGUGGCACAUGGUGGCAGUAAUGAUACAGAAGUUCAAGUCCUUGCCAUGAAUACGUUAAAAGCAUUAAAGCGGUCUGUGAAGGCCGGACCUAGGCAUACAAUACCCGGACGUGAGGAGAUUGAUGCAGCUUUGACUGGUAAAAAGCUUACGACUAUAGUGUUCUUCUUGGAUGAAACCUUUGAAGAGAUUACAUACGACAUGACCACGACCGUAGCUGAUGCCGUUGAGGAGCUUGCUGGAAUAAUCAAACUAUCAGCAUAUUCCAGCUUCAGUUUGUUUGAGUGCCGUAAGGCUGUUGUUUCGAAAACACCUGACCCCGGAAAUGAGGAGCAUAUUGGUUUAGAUGAUAAUAAAUAUAUUGGUGAUUUACUUGCGGACUUUAAGGCGUCGAAGGACAGGAGUAGAGGAGAGAUAUUGCAGUGUAAACUUACAUUUAAAAAGAAAUUGUUCCGGGAGUCUGAUGAAGCUGUUACAGACCCGAUGUUCGUGCAGUUAUCAUAUGUCCAACUGCAACAUGAUUAUGUGUUGGGCAAUUAUCCGGUUGGAAAGGAUGAUGCUGCACAGUUAUCGGCUCUGCAAAUAUUGGUUGAAGUUGGAUAUGUUGUUUCUCCAGAGACAUGCACUGAUUGGACGUCGCUUCUGCAAAGAUUCCUCCCGAGACAAAUUGCAAUUACUCGAGCAAAAAGAGACUGGGAAUUAGAUAUUCUUUCUCGUUACCGCUCAAUGGAGAAUUUGACAAAAGAUGAUGCUAGACAACAAUUCUUACGGAUCUUGAGAACGCUUCCUUACGGGAACUCGGUGUUCUUUGCUGUUCGUAAGAUUGAUGAUCCCAUUGGACUCUUGCCAGGCAAAAUUAUUUUAGGCAUUAAUAAGCGUGGGGUUCAUUUCUUCCGCCCGGUUCCAAAAGAAUAUCUACAUUCGGCUGAGUUGAGGGACAUAAUGCAAUUUGGAAGCAGUAAUACUGCUGUUUUUUUCAAGAUGAGAGUUGCUGGUGUCUUGCAUAUAUUUCAAUUUGAAACAAAGCAGGGGGAGGAAAUCUGUGUGGCCCUUCAGACACAUAUAAAUGAUGUGAUGUUGCGGCGCUACUCCAAAGCACGUGCUGCUGCUCAUGGUUCAAUUAAUGGAAACUCCCCUGAUGUUGUUCGGCCUACUAUAGACAUCAAUGAGAAACGUAUUUCAAACUUGUCAAAAUCUCUUGAAGAAUCAGAGAAUAAAGUCAAUCAAUUGCAAGAACAGCUGCAUGAAAAGCAAAAUCAAGAACUAAAAAUGAAAGAAGACUUCGAGAGUUUGAAGGGCAUGCUGCGGUCUGAGAAAAGAUACUUGGAAGAAGUCAUCUCUGAACGUGACAAAUUGCGAGCUUCAUGUGAUGACAAAGAAUCGGCACUUCAGGCCGCAAUGUUGGAGAAACAAAACCUAGAAGUGAAGUUUGCAAAGCUGAAUAGUCAAGGAUUGGGGAGCAAUAUCAAGAAAGAGUUGGUCGAAACAAAUAAUCCGGUUCUGCGUAAGACUCAGGAUGAACUAAAAGCACGCAAUGCAGAGUUGCUUGUGGUAGAAGAAUCCAAAAGGAAAAUUGUAAAUGAGAAGACAUUACUCGAAGAAAGAUUUUUGAGACUUGAGAAGAAGUAUACUGAUGAGAUUGCUCUUAUUGAGAAAAGGUUUGAGCAUGAACGCAAGACUAUGAAGCAUCAGGUUAUCGAGCUUGAAAAGAAGUUGGAAGAGACCACACAAAACUUAAUCGUCGCACAAUCUGCUAUUGCCAUCAAGGACAAAGAUUUAUGUGCCUUGCAAAAUAAUCUCAAGGAACUUGAAGAGCUUAGAGAAAUGAAAGAGGAUAUCGACAGGAAAAAUGAGCAAACCGCUGCAAUAUUGAAGAUGCAAGGGGCUCAAUUAGCUGAGAUGGAGGCACUGUACAAGGAGGAACAAGUUAUGCGAAAACGGUAUUUUAACAUGAUGGAAGACAUGAAGGGCAAAAUACGUGUAUAUUGUCGAUUAAGACCCCUAAGUGAAAAGGAAGUAUAUGAAAAGGAGAAAAAUGUUCUUGCAAAUGUUGAUGAGUUUACUGUAGAGCACACAUGGAGAGAUGAUAGAGUGAAGCAACACAUGUAUGAUUGUGUUUUUGAUGGUCAAGCCUCGCAAGAGGAUGUUUUUGAGGAUACCAAGUACUUGGUACAAUCUGCUGUUGAUGGAUACAACGUGUGCAUAUUUGCCUAUGGGCAAACUGGUUCAGGAAAAACAUUCACAAUUUAUGGAUCUGAGAGCAACCCUGGGCUCACUCCACGAGCAAUAUCUGAACUCUUCAGAAUUAUAAAACAUGAUAGUAAAAAGUUUUCUUUUAGUUUGAAGGCAUACAUGUUGGAAUUAUAUCAAGACACCCUAAUUGAUCUCUUGUUGCCGAAGAAUGCUAAGCGUUUGAAAUUGGAAAUAAAAAAAGAUUCAAAGGGUAUGGUGGUUGUGGAAAAUGUCACAAUGUUAUCCAUUACAUCAUUCGAGGAAUUGAGAAGUAUUAUUGAGAGAGGAUCUGAACAACGGCAUACAACUGGAACCUUGAUGAAUGAACAAAGCUCAAGAUCACAUUUGAUACUCUCUGUUGUUGUUGAGAGUACAAAUCUUCAAACUCAAUCUGUUGCCAGAGGAAAGCUAAGCUUUGUAGAUCUUGCCGGGUCCGAAAGGGUGAAAAAAUCAGGCUCUUCUGGUAGUCAGCUAAAAGAAGCCCAAAGCAUCAACAAAUCACUUUCUGCUCUCGGAGACGUUAUUAGUGCUUUGGCUUCCGGUAAUCAACACAUUCCGUAUAGAAACCACAAGUUGACGAUGCUGAUGAGCGAUUCACUUGGCGGGAAUGCCAAAACGCUAAUGUUUGUAAAUAUAUCUCCUGCCGAGUCGAAUCUGGACGAGACCUACAACUCUUUAACGUAUGCUUCCAGAGUUCGGUCAAUUGUGAAUGAUCCGAGUAAAAAUGUUUCAUCGAAGGAAGUGGCUCGUCUGAAGAGGCUGGUGGCCUAUUGGAAAGAGCAAGCUGGUCAAAGAGGUGAUGACGAGGACUUGGAAGAAGUCCAGGAAGAACGGAUCCCUAGAGAAAAGUCCGACGGGCGACAUACAAUAAGAUGA